Molecule: messenger RNA, 3689 nt
Organism: Anopheles coluzzii
Lineage: Eukaryota; Metazoa; Arthropoda; Insecta; Diptera; Culicidae
Product: transmembrane protease serine 9-like
Exons: 5
Coding region: 76-3609 (1177 amino acids)
Biological process (GO): proteolysis
Molecular function (GO): serine-type endopeptidase activity
Source: RefSeq, a predicted model, not a curated record
AGUUGUAAAACAGUUUUUGAACAGUAGCAAAUCUUCUCUUACCACAAGCAAACAGGUGGUCCUUUCGUGUCAACCAUGUACCAACUUCUGAGAUCCGUCCUGCCAGUGCUGCUGAUUGCAGCAUCAGUUCCCCGCAUCUGCAGUGGCGAUAAAAUGGACGAUAGUAAUUCCGGCAACCUGAUUGUGGGCGGCUUCGUGGUCAGCAUCGAUCAGGUCCCAUACCAAGCGGCCGUUAUCUAUAAUGGAAAGUUCAGCUGCGGUGGGAGCAUUAUCGGGCCACGCUGGAUUCUGACGGCUUUGCACUGUAUCCAAACGAUGGAACCGUCUGAGUAUCAAAUCGUGGUCGGCACCGAUGACCCCGAGAAUGGCACCAAGCUGCAGGUGGAGAAUAUGUUCGCACCUCCAUUCCUUAUCAAUGGCAGCGUGUUCGACAUUGCAUUGGUGAUGCUGCGCAAACGUUUGGAGUACGAUGAAAAGGUACAGUGUUUGCCGUUGUUGAAAUCGAUCGAAGAGAUUGCCGUGGGGAAGCCGGUGGUCAUCUCUGGAUUUGGAUCCACAGAGGAAGGAGGCUAUGAGACGGUACUGAAGGCGGCAAACGUCAACAUACUACCGUUGGAGGAGUGCGUAAAGGCGUACGGUCUGCUGAUCCACGAGCAUAUGUUCUGUGCGGGGUACAGGGAAGGUCAGGUGGACACUUGCCAGGGUGAUUCGGGCGGACCGCUGGUGCUGGAUAGUAAGCUGGCCGGUGUUAUUUUCUAUGGGGAAGGUUGCGCAAGAGAGCACUAUCCCGGUGUGUACAUGUCGGUACCGUGGUUCUACGAUUGGAUCGUUAAUACGGUACGCGAAGCGCCAAGUACUGAAGGUAAGAAGCUUUGCCACGAGCGUUCACUUGUUUUAUUUACCGUGUUACAAUUGGAUCCAGUUUUUGCCCGAACGCUGGAACUACGUCACAUCAGCUCCGGAGCAUUCACUCUUCCUCAAUUUCAAUUUUUCUUACCAGUAGUGCACUUAUACCGAACGUUAACGUUCGUAAAGCUUACUUCGUUCCAAAACCUACUGAAAAAAACCUUCCUGGGCGUAGUUUUGGCAGUCAUUUCACUCCGAAUCGGGAACUUCCUCAAGCCCGACGACAAUAACACCGCCAACAUGGUGGUGGGAGGCUUCCAGGUGGGCAUUGAAACGGUGCCCUAUCAGGUGGCCAUUUUCUACGCAGGAGAGCUACUGUGCGGUGGAAGCAUUAUCGGACUGCACUGGGUUUUAACGUCCUACCACUGCGUCAGCACGCGCAUUCCAUCCGACUAUGGUAUUGUGGUUGGCGUCACGAACCCAGAAGCUGAUGGUAGGAGGAUACAUGUGGAGGACUUCAUUUUCCCCGCGGUGACAGAGAGUGAUAAAACCUACGAUAUAGCGUUGGUGAAGCUGAACCAAAGUUUGGUGUACAGUGAAGCAGUGCAGUGUAUUCCGCUGCUAUCAGUGCAUGAUGCCAUUGGUCCCGGAAAACCGGCGUACAUCUCUGGCUUUGGAUUCACGCAGGACGGCGGGUCUGAAACUCAGUUAAAGAUCGCCACCAUCCAAGUGCUUCCGUGGCAAACCUGUCAGGAGGCUUACCCUACCCUGAUGCGAAAGUAUUUGCUGUGUGCGGGGGUAACGGAAGGUCAGGUUGACGCUUGCCACGGUGACUCGGGCGGACCACUGGUCGUGGAUGGUCAGUUGGCCGGUGUUGUGUUCUUUGGGAAAGGUUGUGCGGAUCCUAACCAUCCCGGUGUAUACAUAUCGGUACCGUGGUUCUACGAUUGGAUAGUUGAUGCGGUACGCAACCAGUCGAAUGCUGAAAAUCGAGAGCUUUGUACUGCAGCAAAACAGGAAUUAGGAACGAUCGAUGACAAAGAAUACAUUUAUCAUUCGUUGUAUUCCUUUCGUUUAAGUAACAUGGGCGUUCUAAGGCAAGCCGACCUGUUGGUCGUGAUGUUGGCAGCAGUUGUGCUUCCAUUCACCUGUGCUCAAAGGCUGAAGGAUAAAGACUGGAGCAACAUGAUAGUGGGUGGUAUGAAGGUGGAAAUUGAAGCAGUACCUUACCAGGCGGCAAUGUUGUUCUCGGAAUCGGUGGAAUGUGGGGGAAGCAUUAUCGGACCGCGCUGGAUUGUAACGUCGCGCCACUGCAUCAACCAGCACGAACCGGUCAACUAUGCAUUUGCAGUGGGCAGCACCGACCCAUACAAGGGCAAAAUAGUAAAGGUGGAGAAGUUCUUUGUUCCUCCGGAAUCGUCGAACGAUGAUACAUACGAUAUAGCGUUGGCGAAGCUGGCAGAAUCUUUGCAGUACAGUAAAUCAGUGCAGUGUAUUCCGGUACUAUCGUCCAAGGAUGCAAUCGUCCCUGGAAAACAGGCGUACAUCUCUGGCUUUGGAGUCACAGAGGAGAACAAUGCUGAAGUGUUAAAGGCCGCCACCAUCGAAGUGCUACCGUGGCAAACCUGUCAGCAAGUUUAUCCUGAUGUGAUGCGCGAGUUUAUGCUGUGUGCCGGGAUUUUGGCUGGUGGAGUGGACUCGUGCCAGGGUGACUCGGGUGGCCCGUUGGUGCUGGAUAACCAGCUGGCUGGAGUGGUCUUCUAUGGGAUAGGUUGCGGGGAACCAAACCAUCCGGGUGCGUACAUAUCGGUACCGUGGUUCUACGAUUGGAUUGUUGGCAUAGUAAGCAAUCAGUUAAGUGCUGAAGAACAAGAGCUUUGUAGCGCAACGCAAUGCAUUUCCUUUGAACACUAUUAUUCGCUGUGUUUCUUUCCUUUCAGCAAAAUGUGUGUUCUACGGCAAGUCGGCCUGCUGGCCGUGGUGUUGACAGCAGUUUCACUCCCAAACUCCAGCGCCCAACAGCAGCAGGAGGAACGGGAUGAUAGUGCGACCAACAUGAUAGUGGGAGGUAUGAAGGUGGACAUUGAACAAGUGCCAUAUCAGGCGGCUAUCCUCACCUUGGGACAGGUGCAUUGUGGUGGAAGCAUCAUCGGACCGCGCUGGGUUCUGACGGCGUACCACUGCGUCGACUGGCUCAUCCCGAACUUCUACGAAGUUGCAGUGGGAAGCACCAAUCCAUACGAGGGCCAAAGGAUCUUGGUGCGGGAGUUGUUUGUGCCUCCGGAAACAUUGAGCGAUCCGGACUUCGAUAUAGCACUCGCGAAGCUGGCCCAUACAUUGCAGUACAGCAGCACAGUGCAGUGCAUUCCGCUACUAAUAUCGGAUAGCAGCCUUAUUCCCGAUACUCCGGCGUAUAUCUCUGGCUUUGGUUAUACAAAGGAAAGGGCCAGUGACAAUAUACUGAAGGCCGCUCAAAUCAAGGUGCUUCCGUGGGACUACUGUCAACAGGCUUACCCGUACGUGAUGCGGGAGUUCAUGCUGUGUGCCGGGUUUAAGGAAGGUAAGGUGGACUCGUGCCAGGGUGACUCGGGCGGCCCGCUCAUCGUGAACGCUAAGCUGGCCGGUGUUGUUUUCUAUGGGGAAGGUUGUGCGAGACCGCACUUUCCCGGUGUGUAUAUAUCGGUACCGUGGUUCUCCAAUUGGAUUAUUGAUGUGGUGGAUCAACAGUCAACUGCGCUGGAAGGAGAGCUUUGUGCAGUGUAAAUCAUUUGACUUAAACUCCUGCAAGCACUGUGAAGCAUCGGUUCUUUUUGUAAUAAACAAUCUUGCUGAGAUGUAGCUUA